Eucalyptus grandis is the source of this 2016-nucleotide messenger RNA. RefSeq names its product EG45-like domain containing protein. The transcript has 3 exons. The record is from RefSeq and is a predicted model, not a curated record. The coding region runs from base 401 to 838 and encodes 145 amino acids. NCBI's taxonomy places the organism in Eukaryota, Viridiplantae, Streptophyta, Magnoliopsida, Myrtales, Myrtaceae.
UUCUCUUUUGAGCCAGCACCAUCAGCGUGGAAACUUUCAGAGAUUGGAAGCAGAAAAGAACAAAUUCCAAGCUUCUUUUCUAAAUAAGGCUAUGUAUAUUCAUUUAUAUAUUGUGUUGCAAUUUCAGGUUUGAUCCUCGUUCGGACGAGUUCGGAACUCCCCAAGAACCAGAUUCUCCGGCUGUCGUGGGUGUAAGUUGGUUCUCCAUGUUGCAUGUCGAUCUAAAACGACUUUUAUCAUAUGGAGUGUCGUCCGGAUGUGUACCAUUGACUUUGAUGCACGCAUUCACAUGUCGGAUUGGUUAAAAGUCUACAAAAGGACGACAAAAAUCAACGACGGAGCUCCUCAUGUUUCAUUGCAUUCAGGUGUCCCAUUUGGCCUCGCAGAUUUUUUCUGAGCAAUGAAGCCCUCCGGCAUUAGAACGUCACUUCUUUUUCUUUCUCUACUCGCCUUUCUUCUGUUGGCUAUGCAGCCUCGUCUCUCUCGUGCCGACGUCGGCACCGCCGCUCACUAUAGUCCUCCAUACACGCCGACCGCGUGUUUCGGCAAUGACCCAUCGCAGUUCCCAUCGAGCAACCUCUUUGCGGCGGCAGGAGAAGGGAUAUGGGACAAUGGAGCGUCGUGCGGGAGGCAGUACCUAGUGCGGUGCAUCAGCGCCUCUGUCUCUGGAACUUGCAUUCCCAGCCAGACUAUCCAAGUCCGAAUUGUCGACCGUGCACAAUCCUCAUCCCCACCUCCCUCAAGUAAAGGCGCGACCAUCGUCCUCUCAACGACGGCGUUCGGCACGAUUGCAAAGUCGUCUGCCGCAGCCGUCAAUGUCGAGUACCAGCAGGUAUGAAGGUAGAAAAUAUUCAGCGAUUUGUUAGUACCACGUCAGCAGCAGAUGCCCACUCAGGCAUUCUCAACUCAACUCACAACUACUAAAGUUGACAAGUGCGUGCUGAUGUGGAAUGGAAUAAAAAAUAAAAACAGCACAGUUCAGCCACGGGAAUUUUUGUGCUUCGAUGCAAUGGCCCCUCUCCGCCGCCGUUAGUGGAGUUGCCGGCGCCGCGUCCUUUGCGUGCAAGCCAAGCUACCCCUUCCAGCGUUGCUCGCAAUUGGCUUGAGCCACCUCUCUGUCGUCGCUCAUCCAGAUUUGGAUUUGGAGUUGUGCUUGUCUAGAUCUGCAUCUUGAGUGGUCCCUCCAUUUCUGCUCCUCCAUGGCCACCAGCGACAGAUCUGGCGACCGCGGCUCAUUCAGAAAAUCCAGCCGUCAGGCCUACCCACCUCUCCGCCGUCGCUCAUCUAGAUCUAUAUUUGAGUCGUGCUCGUCCAGAUCUGGAUUUGCAUCUUGAGUUUUGCUUCCGUCUUCGCUCCUCCAUGGCCGCAAGCAACAUAUCCACUGUCAAUCCUAGCCAUGACAGCCAUGCCCAUAGUUAGAGGUUGACCUGAGAUAGAGCGUUAAAAGUUGCAGAUUCUACGGGAAACAAGUGGUGGAAAUUGCAGAUUCGACAGUGAAUUAAGAAAAAUAAAUAACUUUUGCAACUCCCCAGCAGCGUCUCUGGGACGAGUGACACCGAUGGCCAUGGAAGGCCAAAUCUGGAGAGCCAGCAAUGUCACCAGCUAUGGUGAAGCAAGGUCAUAAGUGCCGCUGACGACCAAAUCUGGACAAAAUAGCAGCGUCCUCAGGAUGAGGGACGUCGAUAGACAUGGAUGGCCAGAUCUGGAGAGUUAGCUAGUAUCUGGACCAUGGCUUUACACCAUAUCAACAGAUGACAUGGUAACGGAUCCCUGAAUGUUUUCACGGAGGGCAUACACAUUUGAGUCAUGGCUAUACACCAUAUUAGCAGAUGACAUGGUGGUAACAAAUCAUUGAAUAUUUUCUCAUAGGACAUACGCAUUUAAGCGGGUGAACGACAUUAGAUAUAUUUAGAUUAUUUGUAAUAUUCUAGAUUUUUAUAAUAUUUUAAUAAUCUUUGUGAUUGAUUGUAAUUGAUUUUGUAGUAUUUGUUACUAUAAAUAGUAAUCCUCUAAAUC